This is a messenger RNA of Mollisia scopiformis, 1040 nucleotides long. RefSeq lists its product as uncharacterized. The record is from RefSeq and is a predicted model, not a curated record. The transcript is spliced from 2 exons. Lineage: Eukaryota; Fungi; Ascomycota; Leotiomycetes; Helotiales; Mollisiaceae. Bases 394 to 822 code for a protein of 142 amino acids.
GUAGAAGGCCGUCGGCUGGCACCGCCGUAUCCUUAAGACCUCGCUUUUCUGCUCCGGCGUGUAGCUCCUAUCCUGAUUUCCCUGGUUGUGGUCCCGCGAUUUCGCGGCCCCGUUGGGCUUCGCAUCAGACCCGGACGCCGUCGCUGCGGGCAUGAUCGUGGUGGUGUGGGAGCAGCAGCUGUCGAUGGAGCUUGGGAUGGGAUGGAGCGAUGCUCUCGCGGGUUCGCAGCGUGGUCGUUGUAUUUUGGUGUUUUUGUAGGCCAGAUAAUGCUUCUUAGACCAAUGCGGGUGAUAAGCUCGAGCGUCACGUGCUGCUGGCGUCAAUGACGAUUUUGGGCUUGCACAAUUUGAGGAUGUGUUGCAAAACCAAUUGACGCUGAUGCUUUUAUAAAAAUGUCGUCUACAGAUAAAGCAGCUCAAGAUGCUAAGAGGACAGCAAUUUCGUACGCUACAGAUUGGGGCAAAUCACCCCUCCCCCCAACCCUCCUCGCAACCCUGAUAACCGCCCUGCACGCACGCCCCUUCCAACCACUCCCCAUGCUCUUCCCCAGCGUCCUGCUCUUCAGCACCUACCUUAACCUCUCAUCCUACGUCGUUGACUCUGCCGGCAUCACGGCUGCCUGGUCCGGUCUCUACCUCUUGAUGGCGCGCAGGAGAACGGGGUAUAUGGGAAAGACGUUCACUGCGAGGUUGGGGAGCAAGUAUGGGGCGAGGGGACUGACGAGGGGUGCGGCUAUGGUGCUUGCUGGGGCGAAUUUGGUGGGAGGUGGGGUUACUUAUGCGUUUGGGAAGGGGGGAAAAGAGGAGGAUAGAAGUGUUUAGCUAGGAGGGCUUUGGGUGAUGGAUGGGGUAGGAUGAGGGGGGUAUUGAAGUUUUGUGGCCGGUGAUGCGUCAACGAAUUUUAUAACUCUCACGGACGGAGGGAUGUAUGAGUAUAUUUGAGCCUUGAGCCGUAAUACUAUAGAGGGGUGGAUGAAAAGCUAGUGUUCGGGAUGUACGAUAGGUGAAGGGUUGGGAAAAUGUACAUAGCAUAUGUGAUC